CCCACCUGGACCCCAGCCCUCAUGCCCUGGCUUCUUGCCUGCCCCCAGGGUCAUAUCUAAAGUGCCGUUUCCUCAGUCAGAUUGGCUGGGGCCCUGAUGGUCAGAAUCUGGCCUCAGGACUUCCUGGUUAGCCUUUUAUCUACCAGACCCAUGGCUAACUUGUCCUCUUUCCCCUGGCCACAGAAGACAAACAUCUCACAACCGAGUAAAGUGGCUACUGCAAGCCAUCUUGCGCAGACUUAAGGCACCACACACAGAUACCGAGCAGGGAGGCGGUGCAGCGGCAGGUGCUGAUGCUGGGCUGGUUUCUCUCUCCCCAGAUGAGCUUCAUAUCACAGGUCCAUUCCUCAAUCCAGGUACCAGCUGACACCCAGAAGGCAGUGUUGCUUGUAGGAAUGGCAACAUGGACGACUGACGAGGAAGAAGACCGGAGCAGGGGGAGGGAACGUGAAAGGAAUGGGGAUAAGUGGACCCUGGCAGGGGCAUCCAGCACCUUUCAGUUCUUCUUCUCUGAGGUCCUCAUGGGUAAGCACUUUCAGGAGGUGGAGAUAGAAAACUGCGAGCCUCAGCCUGGAGACCUGUUCCUGUUCAAGUUGCAGUCCCCUAAGGCACUGUGGUGCGGGGCCCACGUGGGGGUUUACUGCGGCCACGGAGAGAUCAUACACUUUGAGGGCAGGACCUCCAACCACAGUAGAGGACAAAUGCUUCUGGGUUAUUGUGAGGGUGUCGUGUGUAAACAGGGGCACCGAGCUAUGCAGCGCUCCCGACACCUCUGGCGUGUGCUACGCAGGCGCGAUGGCAUUGACCCUAGGGUGCUGGAGAGUCGCAUGCAAGAAGCUAUGAACAACGAUCCUCCUCCCUACCAUCCUACUAACAGCAACUGCGUGCACUUUGCACUGAACCUGUUGGGCAUGGACGUGAUGUUAAUGGACAGGAACCUAACCUGGGAUUAAUGAGACCUUGGGUGCUCCUGAAUGGGCCAGACGUGGUUUCAGAAAGGAUCAUUAAAA
Molecule: messenger RNA, 1010 nt
Organism: Apodemus sylvaticus (European woodmouse)
Lineage: Eukaryota; Metazoa; Chordata; Mammalia; Rodentia; Muridae
Exons: 6
Coding region: 294-953 (219 amino acids)
Source: RefSeq, a predicted model, not a curated record